Messenger RNA from Ictalurus punctatus (channel catfish), 2920 nucleotides. RefSeq names its product tubby protein homolog. NCBI's taxonomy places the organism in Eukaryota, Metazoa, Chordata, Actinopteri, Siluriformes, Ictaluridae. Gene Ontology annotation, cellular component: cilium. Gene Ontology annotation, biological process: protein localization to cilium. The record is from RefSeq and is a predicted model, not a curated record. The transcript is spliced from 13 exons. The coding region runs from base 142 to 1824 and encodes 560 amino acids.
CUCCAGCCCCUCCUUCUUCCUUCAGCAGGAGACCACAGACAUCAGCAUUUUGGUGGAGGAGUAAGAUGGAGCUGAAGGCAGAGAAUCAAACAUGCAUUGUGUUUCGUUUGGUUUGACACGUGUUGUGCCUCAGGAGUGUGCAUGAAUCUUCCAUUACAUGUUUGUGGAUUAAACAAAACAGUAACUUGUCAACAAACAAACAUGGAGGACCGUGAGAUGUGGCAACAGAAGCUUGACAAACAGCGAACACUUUUGAUGAAGAAGCAGCAAAAAAGAAGAGCUAGUGCUCAGAUGAUUACGGCAAAUCAUGAUGCUCGAUCAAAGAAUCGGAGGCAGAAAUCUGCAGCUGAAGACACAGCUCUGUUAAUCAGUCAGUCUCAAAGCAACACCUCCUUAAAUGACACUCAACUGGAGCAGGGCUAUGAUAACAUGCUUGAAGAGAUCAACCUUGAUGAAAUGACCAUUUCUUCUCAAAUGAUACCUGAGGACACAAUGCCACCGGUUGCACCUAAGAUUAAAACAAUUGACCUGGAUACAGAUAAUCAAACAACUCCGAAACACUCACCAAACACACCCAAUCAAUCAGAGGAGAAGAAAAUGAAGAAAAAGGUUGUUAAGAAGACUCAAGCUAAAUUGCUUGAGCGAUAUGAUGUUGGAGAAGGACAAGACACGCAAAAGAAGAAAACAUUGAAGAAAAAGGAAAAGAAGAAGACAGAAGAAGCACAAAUUGAGAUUGAUUCAGUGCUGGAGUUCAACAUUACAGAGGAAAACAAAACUGAAAUAGAGAGUGAGGAUGAACAAGAAGGCUGGGCAAAGAGUCCAGUGCCUCCUACACCAAAGAAAAAACAACUUUUAUCUACUUCAGCACUAUAUGUCUCUGAAGAUGAAACAGAAGUCAAGGAGAAUAAGAAGGAAAAUCCAAAAUCACAGAAAAAGUCCCAAAAAUCUACAAAGAAUGAUUAUGAUCUUGCUUCACUAAAUUCCAACUUUAGGCGGUUCUCUUCGGAGAGUGACUCAUCAGACAUGGGAAAGUCCUCACCAGUGUCUUUAGAGGAUCUGGAACAUUUUGCUCUUCGCCCUGCAGCAAGAGAUAUGACUAUUCAGUGUAGAAUCACCAGAGACAGGAGAGGAAUGGAAAGAGGAAUCUAUCCUACAUAUUACCUUCACAUGGAGAAAGAGGAUGGGAAGAAAGUCUUUCUCAUGGCUGGAAGAAAACGUAAGAAGAGUACAACUUCAAAUUAUCUGAUCUCCAUCGAUCCUACUGAUUUAUCCAGAGACACCAGCAGCUAUAUAGGCAAACUAAGGUCAAAUGUUUUAGGGACUAAAUUCACUGUAUACGAUAAUGGAGAAAAUCCAGACAGGAAACCAUUUGUAAAGGAGACUGAAUCACUCCGACAAGAGCUUGCAGCAAUAUGUUAUGAAAAAAAUGUUCUGGGUAUUAAAGGCCCCAGAAAAAUGACAGUGAUCAUUCCUGGCAUGCAUGAGAAUGAUGAAAGAGUCUGUAUUCGUCCAAAAAAUGAGCUUGAAUCUCUUCUCACUCGUUAUGAAAACGGUAACAAAGAAAAUUUAGUUUGCCUUGUGAACAAAUCACCAACCUGGAAUGAGCAGACGCAGUCUUAUGUGCUCAACUUCCAUGGACGAGUUACACAGGCAUCUGUCAAGAACUUUCAGAUUGUUCAUCCUGACAAUGAGGACUACAUUGUUAUGCAGUUUGGAAGGGUGGCAGAAGAUGUGUUUUCCAUGGACUACAGCUUCCCCCUGUGCGCACUACAAGCUUUUGCCAUCACUUUGUCCUCAUUUGAUGGCAAACUUGCUUGUGAAUAAAUACACAGUUUUAAAUUAGAUUCAUUCUUUUUUUUAUUUGUUAGUACUACUUCUGUUGACCUAUAGUCAAAAAUAUUUACUUAUUGAUGUAAAGAUUAGUUAUUUUUGUAUUCUUUAGAAUAUGGUAUAUAAUAUUUUAAUAUUAUAAUAUAAUGAAUAUUCUGUUGAAUCUUCUGUUGCCUGCAAGGUGAAUUGCAACUGUAAUGAAAACUUAAGCCUUCCCCUUUCUACCAACUGACUCUAAGAUGAUUUCAAGUGAUUUUAAAUAAUAUCUUGUUUUAGUGUACAGAAACUAAGCAAUUAACUUCUUUACUUGUUUACUUUACUUUUUACUUAACUAUUCAUAGGGAUUAGUGGAAUCUAAUAGCCCUGAAUAGUUCUCCACUUGGAGCGGGUGUCACUAACUGAAUGUCAGUAAAAGAAGACGGCAGUGUUGUAAUUUUGUAUCUUCAGUGAACAGGACAAGACCAACCAGACAGAGUUUACAGGAAAAUCCAUUUCCUGAAAAUACAUUUCCAAGUUAUGUGAAUAUGAUAUGAGCAGAGCAUAACGUACUUUACAUGGCACUGUAGCAGCUAAAACCAUACAGUGAUAGCUUAGUUGUGCCUCCCCUUGGCUAGUAACACCAAACUAGCCUAGUCUCGUGUUAGAUAGCCAAAAAGUUUUAGAUUUUAUCGGUACCCGAGGUAAGUUUUUGUACAAAUUUCAUAUAUAUAUUUUUUUUUAACCAAUUAGCCCCCACAUGCAAGAAAAAAUGCAUGAAAACAAUCUAUUUAGAAGUACAUUUUAAAAAGAUUUUUGAUGGAGAAAAGUCAUGAUUAACAGUCCAGAUAACACCCCUGGUAAAAACUGUUAUUUACCUAGAUUUCACUACCUUUUCGUGAAAGCAUGUUAAAGUUAAAGUGCUGCGAUGUUUCAUCUUGAGAAACAAAUGUUAGCUUACCAUUAAUGGCAUAACUUAGCUAAUGUUAGCUAAAGUUACUGCAACCACUAGCUAGCUAAAGUUUAAACAUAAUGUUAACACAUAAAUGUUACCACAUAUGCUUACAUUAUGAAUCUGUCACUAUUUUUGUAAGUAGCUAUUUAAUUUAAUAAU